AUGUCUGCUGACGCUUCUGUUACUGCUGCCGAAAAGGCUCUUGAAAAGCUCACUCUUGAUAACAAGACUGAGGUCAAGGAGGAGACUCCUGUUGAGUCCACUCCUAAGGAGGAAUCCACCACUGAAUCCUCCGAGUCUGCUACUCCCGCUGCUGCUGAGGGAGCUGCUGCUACUGAGGAGCCUGUUGAUGAGGCUGCUGCCAAUGCUGCUGCCGCUGCCAACUCUGCUUCCUUGUAUGUUGGCGAGCUUGACCCCUCUAUCACUGAGGCCAUGCUCUUCGAGGUUUUCAACCAGAUCGGACCCGUUGCCUCGAUCCGAGUUUGUCGUGACGCUGUCACCAGACGUUCUCUUGGUUAUGCUUAUAUCAACUACCACAAUACUCAAGAUGGUCAACGUGCUCUUGAGGAGUUGAACUAUGCUCCUAUCAAGGGUCGUGCUUGUCGUAUCAUGUGGUCUCAAAGAGAUCCUUCUCUUCGUCGUACUGGUGCUGGUAACAUUUUCAUCAAGAACUUGGACCCUGCUAUUGAUAACAAGGCUCUUCACGAUACUUUCUCUGCUUUCGGUAACAUCUUGUCUUGUAAGAUUGCUACUGAUGACAACGGUAUUUCCAAGGGUUACGGAUUUGUCCACUACGAGGACGUUGAGUCUGCUGAGUCGGCCAUCAAGCACGUUGAUGGUAUGCUUUUGAACGACAAGAAGGUAUUUGUUGGCAGACACAUUGCCAAGCAAGACCGUCAAUCCAAGGCCGAGCAAUUGCGUGCUAACUACACCAACAUCUACGUUAAGAACUUGGACCUUGAGACUAACCAAGAGAAGUUCGAGGAGAUGUUCAAGAAGUUCGGUACCAUCACUUCUGCCUCUUUGGCUGUUGAUGGUGAGGGCAAGUCUCGUGGCUUUGGUUUUGUCAACUACGAGUCUCACGAGUCUGCUGCCAAGGCUGUUGAGGAGCUUAACGACUCUGAGACUCCUUCUGGUAAGAAGCUUUACGUUGGCCGUGCUCAAAAGAAGUACGAGCGUGAAGAGGAGCUUAAGAAGCAAUACGAGGCUGCUCGUCUUGAGAAGAUCAACAAGUACCAAGGUGUUAACUUGUACAUCAAGAACCUUGAUGACUCUGUUGACGAUGAGAAGUUGCGUGAAGUUUUCUCUGUUCACGGUACCAUUACUUCUGCUAAGGUCAUGACUGACGACAGCGGCAAGUCCAAGGGAUUUGGAUUUGUUUGUUUCUCUUCGACUGAAGAGGCCACUAAGGCUGUUGCUGAGAUGAACCAGUUUAUGCUUGCUGGUAAGCCUCUUUAUGUUGCUCUUGCUCAAAGAAAGGACGUUCGUCGUUCGCAAUUGCAACAACAAAUCCACGCCAAGAACCAAUUGCGUUUGCAACAACAAGCCGCUGUUGCUGGCGGUCUUCCUGGCCAAUACAUUCCCAACCCCAUGUUCUACGGACCCGGUGCUCAACAACCCGGUGGAUUCAUUCCCCCUGUUCCUCGUGGCGUUUUCCCUGGCAACACUCCACCACACUUGUUGGUCGGUCCUCGUGGUGCUAACGGCCAGGUCAUUCCUCCUCCUCAAGGGCAAUGGGCUGGUGCUGCCGGUGCCCGUGCCGGUCCUAAUGGACAACCCAUUGUGCCUGGUUACGGCAUUCCUCCUAUUUAUAAUGGCGGUUACCCCGGCGGUCCUCAAUCUCAGCCUGUUCCUGCUGGAAGACCCUACUAUGCCGGUGGUCGUGGCCCCAGAAACAACAACCGUGGCGGUCCCGUUCCUCCUCAAGGAAUCCCCCCACAAGGAAUCCCUCCUCAAGGAAUCCCUACCAAGGACGGUGAGGCUCCUUCUCUUGCUGCUGUUGUGGCAUCUGCUCCUGAAGCUGCUCAAAAGCAAAUCAUUGGUGAGGCUCUGUACCCCAAGAUCAUUGCUCAAGAAGGUAUCCAAGACCAAGAGCUUGCCGGUAAGAUCACUGGUAUGCUCUUAGAUAUGGACAACUCGGAGCUCAUUGCCCUUGCUGAGGACGAUGCUGCUCUUAAGUCGCGUGUCGAGGAGGCUCUUUCUGCCUACAAGAAGUACCUCGAGUCGCAAAAGGAGGGUGCUGCUGCUGCCGAAGAGGCUCCUGCUGCCGCCGCCCCUGCUGCCGAGGAGGCCUCUGCUUAG
Messenger RNA from Sugiyamaella lignohabitans, 2139 nucleotides. It is a transcript of the gene PAB1, whose product is annotated as polyadenylate-binding protein. NCBI's taxonomy places the organism in Eukaryota, Fungi, Ascomycota, Dipodascomycetes, Dipodascales, Trichomonascaceae. The transcript has a single exon. Gene Ontology annotation, cellular component: ribonucleoprotein complex. The record is from RefSeq and is a predicted model, not a curated record. Gene Ontology annotation, molecular function: RNA binding. Bases 1 to 2139 code for a protein of 712 amino acids.